Molecule: messenger RNA, 5589 nt
Organism: Nasonia vitripennis (jewel wasp)
Lineage: Eukaryota; Metazoa; Arthropoda; Insecta; Hymenoptera; Pteromalidae
Product: zinc finger protein Xfin
Exons: 5
Coding region: 213-4190 (1325 amino acids)
Biological process (GO): regulation of transcription by RNA polymerase II
Cellular component (GO): nucleus
Molecular function (GO): DNA-binding transcription factor activity, RNA polymerase II-specific; RNA polymerase II transcription regulatory region sequence-specific DNA binding; zinc ion binding
Source: RefSeq, a predicted model, not a curated record
AAAACAGUCCUGAUACUGAAGCACAGCGCUGGGGAACGCGUGAAACCACUCGAACUGUCUAUCCGGGUCUGGCUAUUGUUCGGAGAUGUAGAUAAUACUGGCGGCAUCGGUCACCGCAGCAGCUACCCGAAUGUCGGCUCCGUCGCACGGAAGUAUUAGCAGCAGCAGCAGCAGCCAGUAGCCCGAUUAUAUUAACACAGACAAAAGACGCGAUGGAGGACGUCGUCGAGAUCACUGCUGGCUUGGAAAAUGCCUGCCGCCUCUGCCUGACCACCGAGCAAACGAGGUCUUCGAUAUUUGGCGUGCCGCACGUCUCCGUGCCCUUCGCUGAGAAAAUACGCGCUUGUCUGUCUAUACAGGUUUCUUCUAAUGACAAAUUGCCGACACUAGUAUGCAAUACUUGCAUCAAAAAUAUCAACCACUGGCACUCGUACAAGGAUACCUGUCUGCGCUCCCAGGAAAAACUCCAACAAUGGCUGAUGUCAAAGCAGAACACGACAGCUGUGCCAACGGUGACCAUAAAAGAAGAGCCAAUGGAUGAAGCUGCUCCAAAUAAUGCACAAAAUGAAUCUAGUGCUACUAAUCAUGCUGUACAAAAUGGUAUGGAUGUUGACUCCGAAACUAAUCCUACACUUACCACUGGUCCGGAACUGGAGAAAUCCUCAAAAAUUAGUGAGAUGGAUAGGGCGAUGAUUCCAGAGAUACAAAUCAAAACUGAACCUUUAGAUACAGAAGAUGAAGAUGAUUGCAACGUGGAUGUAGAGUCAGUAAAUAGUGGAGAACUACUAAUCAACCCAAUGGCAGUGGCAGCCAAUAAUGUGAACACUGACAGAAUAAUGGAAGCAGAUUCUACACAAAAAUUUGGCGCAAGAAGGUUUGCAACAAGAAAGAAAUAUCGACGUGGACCUCAUACACACUUUAGAGGAGCCAAGCUAUUCAAGAAAAAAUGUGUGCAUUGUAAAAUUUACUUGCAUUCAAAACACUCAUUCAUGCAACAUAUGUCUCGAUACCAUGGCAUUGUCAAUAGUUUAGGAUCAAAUGAAACCGUCAAAGUUGUUAAUCAACCAUCAGUGAACAAGCAAAAAUCAAAACUCUCUGAGCAUCCCGAUAACGUGGAACUUUUGGCAGAGAUUCAGCAAGAAAGUAAUCCUGAAGACGCGGAAUUUGAGCAGAUGAUAAAAACUGAUCCUCUAACACCAAUUCAAAAGAACAUUAUUGGCCAGUUGAAAACUUUCUCUUGCUACUCGUGCAAACAAACUUUCUUUGAUAGAAGACACACUUUAAAUCAUAUCAGACAGCAUAUGCCAGAUUUACGUCCAUACACUUGCAUUGCUUGCCUUACUGAGUUCUCUGACAGAUCAAUGUACAAACUUCAUUGCGGUGCAUCUUUUGAAUGUGCUAUGAAAAUUGCUCUUGUAGUGCCUAAAGGAGGCAAUGAAAAGUACUUUACAUGUAACAUGUGUCUUCGACCUUUUGCUAAUCGAAGUGAAUUGUUAACGCACUUAGCCAUGCAUGCUGAUAAGCAACACAAGCAGCUAGCCCAACAACCUGUGAGGUCGCCGCCAAAGUCAAAUCCUAUUGCGUCGCCUUCACUAGCUCCUACAGCGGAGUCUUCGCCUUCAAAACGUUCCAUUACUAACAAAAUUGCAGGACCAUACAUGAAUGGUGAUCCAGCCCACAAUCACACAUGUGACCUGUGUGGUAUGAUCUACAGGUACAAGCCUAACAUGUUCAAGCAUCGCGAACUAUGCUCUUCUCUGGCAGAAAAUAUUCGCACAUCCUACAGAUGUGCUCACUGUAGCAUGACCUACCUUGUGUACAAAAAGUUCUAUUCGCACGUGUUCAGCGAUCACAAGAAGCGUGAGAUCACUUGCUUUACAUGCCACGAAAGAUUCCCCACAGCCGAUGAAUAUCUCACACAUCACGAGACGCAUCGCGUUUUUUCAAAGGACAAAGAAACGGCCAAUGAAGUCGCGAGUGAGCAGCAACAGCAACAACAGGAGAACGACAGCCCGAAGUUGAGCGACACGAAAGCUUCCGAGGAUCCUUUGAAUGCCAUUGAAAAGCCAUUUAAUUGCGCUCUUUGUAGCGAAAGAUUCGCUACAAAACUUGAACUCACGGAGCAUCGCAAUCUCCACCUUAAGGUAAAGAUCUACUCGUGCGUCAUAUGUCGUAGCAUGUUUAGCAGCUCCGGAGCUCUUGAGAUUCACAUGAAGGAGCACGGUAUUGAUGACGCGGUCGAGCAGAACGCCAAUAGCUCAUGCAUCGAGUACAACUCGCAGAGCAGUAUGAAUGAGUCUUCUAUGUCGGCUACGUCUGAUCCAGGAGGAAAAUUCCAUCAUUGUUACCCGUGCGGUAAAAACUUUUCUAACUAUGCGAAUCUGAAAAGACACGAGAGGAAUUUGCAUAUUAAGAACAUGAAGCGCCGCUGGAGCUGCGACGUUUGUAAGCGACGUUUCAAGUCAUCCCAAGCUCACGACGAGCAUGUAUUGUCGACUCACGGAAUGCAUCCAUCUCAAUUACAGCGUCAGUCGCAAACGCCACCACAGGUCGUACCGACACCCCAGUUUUCUGCUGCCACUGGCAAACCCUUGAUGCAGUGUCCGAAGUGCCCGAAGACCUUUACCUACCAAGGAAAUCUCAUUCUUCAUUGUCAAAAUGUCCACAAAGAGAGUCCUUACGAACGUCCGCAAUCCAGUGCUAUGCGACAGUCAGCUCCACCGGCUCCCCGCCGUGCAUUACCUAUCGUAACAGCGCGUGGUUACGCUUGUGACAUCUGCGGUAAAAGCUUCCGCGAGGAACAGUCUCUUAAGACUCAUCGUGGUUGGCAUUUGCGUUCCAACUACCGAUUGAAAGUCGACCAAAACGCUAGUCUCAACGAGAAGGCUAUGAGUUCUCCUGGCUACACGAUGACUUCGGCUAUACCAAAGCCAGCCAAGGCUAGAAAGUCUUUUCCCAACAAUCCAUCUCAGAAGCAGCUGAGUGCCCUCGCGAGUUUGCAAUGCCAGGUUUGUGACGACCGCUUUGCUGACGUGGAGAUGCUGAGGAAACAUCUUUGGGACGUGCACUGUGCUCGCAAUAAACCCGAGAAAACCUUCACUACAGAUCUGCAGUGCGAACUCUGCACUAACAAGUUCCCAGACGAAGAAGAAUUAGAGAAUCAUAUGAAGUGGCAUGCUCAGAAUCCCAUACUCGGUGGACCGAUAAAUAAUAGAGUUCCAGUUUCUGAAGUCCCUAAAAAGACUUUUUGUUGCGACGUUUGCGGUAAGUACUACAGCAAUCGUAAGCUCUUCUUGCGUCAUAAAAAACUACACAAGGUCUUACCUGCUAGCACCAUGAUGAACUUGCAUUCACUGCAAACUCGACGUCAUUACUGUCACGCUUGCCAAAAGAGCUUCGCCACCGAAGCUUCACUCCGGCGACACAAGGCUUCGCCUUGUCAUCAGAGCGCAACGCGUUCACAGAUGCAAGCAUCAAAGAAAAUAACGACGACAGCACUGGUGCAUCAUCCACCGCCGGAUCCUAUGCCUGAAAUCAAAGACGAGCCUCCCGAGAUGGAUUACUCCAAUCUACCAACACAUGGCGCUCAUGGGCAACUUUUAAAGAAAAGACCGGUUACUUGCCACAUUUGCAAUAUGAUAUUCCCGAAUAUGAGUGUACUCUACCAGCACAAGCAGCUUGCGCACAAGCAAUCCGCUGUUUCCAGUAAAAGUCCGGCCCCGCAGCAGAAGGAUUGCGUACCGGUCGCCAGCAACCAAGGUCUCGUCGCCUGUAACCUAUGUGGCAAACAAUUCCCUGGAAUUUCGAAUCUGAAGCAGCACUUCGCCCAUAAGCACAAGACCAAGGGAGCCUCGUUCCCGUGCUAUGCGCCCGGUUGCAAGCUAGUUUUCAGCAGCCUUAGUUCGUUGAAGAACCACGAAACGACGCAUUCGAGCAUGAUAUUCAACUGUCUGUUGUGCGACCGACACGUGUUCUCCAGGGCCGCAAUGACCAAGCAUAUGCUAGCCAUGCACAAGCCCAUCUACCAAUCAGGGGCAGACAAGAGUACUCUCUGGACUGAGACGGAUCUGACGAAUUAUACUAUAAAGAACUGUCAGAGCACAGCUUGUCCCAAGUGCAAAGUUAAGUAUCCUAAUUUGCGAGCACUAAAGAUUCACUAUCUCAAAUUCCACGAUAACAAGGCGCAGUGAGAGAAAACUAUUGUGAGAUAAGAAUAUCUUCCGAGUUAGAUUCAUAGAGGAACCCAUACAGGCACGUUGUGUCAGGUUCAUGGAGCUUGACGAUGUCAGACUUUCAAGCAUUCGAGACUAUUUUUUUAGAAUGGGUGACAUUUUCUUUGAAUUUAUUUUAUUUCGUAUACAGAUAAUAUGAACUCUAAUGUAAUUUACUUCGCAAAAAAGUAGAAAUAUUUUCAAAUGAUAUAAGAUAAUGUUUUAAAAAGCACUAAAAUCUAAUGCAUCUUCAUCGAUGCAAACACGAAGUAUAAAUCAAGUCCAUUAUUUUUAAGUUUAACCGGUUUGUGUAGAGGAAUAAUAUAGUUUAUAAUAAUAGCUUUUGUCGCAUCACAAGGUAAUAAAUCUGAUCUUCAUGAAUUUCACCAAAAUAGUCUGUACUUGUCAUUACAUUGUCACUUUUUUAAUAAAAAAUUAUUUAUGUAGGAAUUUAUAACAAAAUUUAUGACAUUGGACAAAAUUUGAGUAUUUUUAUGUUAAUUUCGGCUUGACUCGUGAAUAAAAAAAAACACUUUUUAUAUAAGAAAACGAAAGAAAAAAUAAGUAUUGCAUAUACUGAAUAGAUUACGUUCUCUACCGUGCGAUAUUAGUAGCGCAAGUUUAUGUAAAUAGAACGUAAAAAAAUAGUUCAAGCACUAAUUUUAACCUUUUAGAAUAAUAUUCCGAAUGCGUCGCCUAGUUUUACGAAUAUUCACUAUAAUCUUUCAUUCAUUUUAAAACUUUUGUUUUACAUAGUGUCUUUCAGUAAUUAUGUGUAGAUUCGUUACAUUUAAAUUAAGAGAAAUCAAGCAUUUGAAUAAAUUAAAAGGAAAUCGUGUGUUAAUUGUCUAAGGUGAACUUUUUUAUAAGAAAAAUGUGUAGUUAUUAAAAAAAAAAUCAGAUCUUCCGUUGACAUGACAAGCUUUAUGAUGAAUAUGAAUAUAUGAUUUUUAUUAUACGGGAAUGUUAAAGUCCGCAAAUGUUGUAGACAAUUAUGAAAAUUAUUUGUACAAAAUCUACAAUAAUAUCUGAAAGAUAUCGUUAACGGAAGCAAAUAUUUAUUUAUUGUAAAAAAGAAACUUGUGAAAAUAAUACGAAUUCACUGCGGAUCUUCGUGGCUGUAGUAAGAUGAUGACUGCAGUAGCGAUUGAGAAAUAAAUGUAAACUGUCAAGCCAGUAAUCCCCAAUUUCCAACACUGUUAAUAAUCCGUGAAAAAAGUAUACAUAAAAAAUGUAUAGCAGUAAAAUCAACGAAAACAUUUCUAUAUUUUCAUUCUCUUAAAUGUGGCGCAAAUUUAGCCUUGAUCUUAAAGUUCGUAUUACAUUUUGUAAGAUGUAACGUUUAAUUAAGAAAUAAAAUGAUAACAUUGACAUAUGA